This is a messenger RNA of Cimex lectularius (bed bug), 1626 nucleotides long. Its product is annotated as carbonic anhydrase 1-like. Lineage: Eukaryota; Metazoa; Arthropoda; Insecta; Hemiptera; Cimicidae. The record is from RefSeq and is a predicted model, not a curated record. Gene Ontology annotation, cellular component: cytoplasm. Gene Ontology annotation, molecular function: zinc ion binding; carbonate dehydratase activity. The transcript has 6 exons. Bases 275 to 1414 code for a protein of 379 amino acids.
UUAUCACUGUUUCAAAAAACCAUGUGCUAAAAAACAACAAUUUUAAAUUUUACCUUCCAAGCAUGCUAUCAAGAAACACAAAACCUCACAAAUAAACAAAAAAAAAGAAACAAAAUUCAGGAAAAUUAAGUGGUUUGGACUUAAGAGCAUUUAGGGCGUAAUCCUUGCGUCCUAAAUGAGAUGACGCUUUCGAAAUUGCAAAACUAAGCCCACCCAUGCUUUCUAACACAUCUAUUUAAGCUAACGGUAAAUUAAUAACUAGAUACUUACCAAAAUGCCUCCCAAGAAAAGUAUAACGGGCGCUAAGAAAAGUAUCGCUAAGAAAAGCAUCAGCGGAAAAAAGAAGAGCAUCUCAGGUAAGAAGAAAAGUUCCAUUAAAGGUUCAAGGAAGAGUAUAAAAGGAGGCAAAGGAAAACGAGGAUCAAAAGGAAGAAAGUCCAUGGUUGGCGAUUUGCUUAGUGAACUACCUGAGUAUAAUGCCGAAAAUGUUCGAGAUGCAAUGCAUGAAAUGGAAACUGCUGAAUCGCCCAUUAACUUAACCCUUGGUAUAUUGAAAAAGAUUAGACUCCCACCGAUUAACUGGUAUAAUUACGACCUAAAGGCGCAUGCAAUGAAAUUGUCGAACACUGCUUAUUCAGUCGUACUGACUGGCCUUUGGGGAGAGCAUUCAAGGCCUUUUAUUAAUGGUGGACCAUUUUUGGACGAUUACGAAUUUUCACAAAUUCAUUUUCAUUGGGGUCAAUCUAACUCUGAAGGUAGCGAGCACACUGUCGAUGGUGUUCAAUUUCCAUUUGAACUGCAUGCUGUGUUUUAUCGAAAACUGUAUGAAUCGCACGAACGAGCCAAAGCCGAAGAGGAUGGCAUCGCUGUUCUAGUAUAUUUAUUCAAACUUGCCCAGACAACGAAUGUAAAGCUGCAACCUAUAACUGAUUCUUUGCCUUCAGUCGUAAAUGCCUAUACAGAUGCCUCUAUCGACCCAGUCCCUUUGAUAUCACUUAUUAAGAAUAUUAUUGACGAUUACAUUCUGUAUCUUGGAGUUAUGAAGUACAAAUGUGCACAUGGUGUGUUGUGGCUGAUCUGCAGGGACACAUUUGGAAUAACUGAAGCACAGCUGGAUAUAUUCCGAACCGUGCUGGACAAAAAUCAUAACCCCAUACCAAAGACGAGUUGGGGGGUGGCCCCUUUCAAGGAUCGAGUUGUUUUCCUUGCCAACCCAGACGAUCCUGAGCCUAAAUGUGUAAUUCACCCUAAUAGCGAUGUGUCGUCAAGGGGAUCAUCAGUCAAGACGUCAAGGAGGCAAUCGGCAAAGUCGGAUAAGCAGAGGAGACAAUCAGCAGGCGGAAGAGCAUCCGUUAGGAGACAGUCUGCUAGGAGACAGUCUAGGAGACAGUCCAGGAGACAAUCUAAAAAAUAACCAAAAAUAUUUACUUUUCCUGUCUCAUAAAGCAAUUGAUGAUUGAAUGACUUAAAACUUUGAUGUACAUGAAGUGUAAUUACAACCUAGCUAUGUUAAAUGCAAAUUGUAAAGGUGUAAAGUGAUAAAAGAUUGUUUAACAUAAAAAAUUACAACCUAGCUAUGUUAAAUAUUGUAAAGAUGUAAGGUAAUAAAAGAUUGUUAACGUAAAA